AUGUCGCGCUUAGGUGCGUGGCUCGUAUGGUUCACUACGCUCGUUCUCGUCGUGAGCGCAACAGCUGACUCACUGAAUGGCACCAAGGAAUCGCUCACAAGCAAGCCCAAGUCGCUGAAGAAGCACAUGUCGCGCUUUGCCCCCACUCGUUCCACGACCUCCAAGACGCCCGUGCCGAGCUCGUCAAACUCGACCGCACAGACACUGGUGUCGACGGCAUGGCCAUCCACCACCAAAUCUUUGUUACACACGUCAACAUCAGGGCCUUUUUCUCUUACACGGAAGGCAAGUCACUCAGUCUCCUUGUCAAGUACCCUGGUGCCGUCGAAACAUGCCUCGCCUAGCUCGUCCAGCGUGACCUCAUCAAGUAAAGGCCACGCAUCGUCUACGCACGGAAGAGGAUAUAUUUCUGCAUCCAAGGCAUUUUCCAAUGCUGAAGAAACAAUCUCUUCCCAUCUUUCCCCAUUUAUCUCGCCGAGUUCUCGCGAGAACUUGAGCCGAUCUCUCCAUGCGUCCCCGCUAUCAACGAGGCGCCCUUCUUCGCUUCGCCAUGUUGCGUCCCCUCAUGACUCGUUUUCAUCACUCACAGGGCAUGCCAGGUCCGAAACGACAAGUACAUCGAGAGACACCUGGCGCUCAACAUCUACGAAGCCCAAGAAUACGUCGACGCGGAGAACAAGCCUUGAAACCGACUCUAGCAAGGCAGCCUCGAUGCGAUCAAGAGCGCAAACAUCGCACAUAUGGAGCCCUCUGCCCCAUUUUUCGUUAGAUCCUGCAACUUUGUCAGUGCCGCGGUCGAUGAGUUUUCGGUCGCAGCCCCGGUGGUCACGCAGCCCCGGUGCUGGAUCACCGUUUCUGAUAUCGACUAUGGCGACAGCGUCGCAAGGAAGUCAGUCACAUCAAGCAUCUAGGCCAGGCGCUUCGUCUGAAGGCAUGGGUGGUAUGAGAGUAUCGAAACGGCCCUUGAAGACACCGCCGGGCACGAGAUAUGCUUUCUUGAACACCAAUUCUCUCUUGCUCCCUGAGACGACAAGGAUAACGAGCUUCGAAGGUGCCACGCUUACCUCGACAAAGAGUACUGUGACUUCGUCCAUUCCAAGCACCAUGCCACUGACGAUCGACCCGGAAAACAAGCAGGCGGCAAAACCCCGGAACAAUAUGCUGAUCUCGAUCUUGUUUCAACCUUCCCUUUCAUGGACAUGGCUUUCGGUGCAGCGCGGCACGAGUGCUCAAGUCUUUACUUACAUGCCAGAAAUUGUGGCACAUGCCCUAAGUAUCAAUGAGUCAGAUGUCAAAACCAUUCAGCUGCGACGCUACGAACAACAAGGCAAUAAAACUGUGCAACGGACUUUGUACUUGGCCUAUAUACCCGCAAGAUAUGGCAUCCAGCUGCAGCAUCUCAUUGCAGACAGGACAUCAAAGUUUUACCACCCGACGGGGGAUAAGGUCUCACGCGAAUUGGCUCGAGAAGUGGAUCCAGCUAGCGACUUGUUUCUGUUUGCGACCCAGCCUGAUGACGGCAUGGAUAGCUCGAUGCCUACUGUCACGCGCAAUGCUCUUCUGGGUAGCUUUGUGGGUCUAGGCGGUGCAGCGACCCUCGGCGUGCUUAUUUGGCUGUUGCAACGACACCUGAAAAAGAAAGGCAGCGGCAGCUCAUGGAAAGUAAGGCGGAGUGACUCUAUCUUGUCAUUUGGUAACGAUUCACCUGAUCCCUACUUGGAUGCGAUCCCGUCGAGACACCGCCCGACCACAGGGGGCAGCUUUUUCGCAGGCGAUGCGGCAGGGUCUAGCACUGAUGUCUUUCAGCGACAACAGGGUGUGACGGGCAUCAUUGACGUGCAUCAUCCAGACAAGCUACACCCGCUGUGUCGCACUCAUUCAUGCGACAUGGACUCCCUAAACGAGUCCGAGAGGAAGCGCAGUGUGCCAGCAUCGCCUCUGCCAGAGCAUGUGUUCUUCAAGGAGCGACGAAUUCCAAGUGUAUCUGUCUAUGCAAUGGAUGUGGACGGGCGAGCGUCACCUUCCAAGUCCAAUGGCGACACUAUUCGCGCUCGAACAAGAGAGAAAGACCUAACAAGCCAAGCACAACAUACUUGA
Malassezia restricta is the source of this 2097-nucleotide messenger RNA. RefSeq lists its product as uncharacterized. Gene Ontology annotation, biological process: osmosensory signaling pathway via Sho1 osmosensor; hyperosmotic response; fungal-type cell wall organization. Bases 1 to 2097 code for a protein of 698 amino acids. The record is from RefSeq and is a predicted model, not a curated record. Gene Ontology annotation, cellular component: site of polarized growth; cell surface; extracellular region. NCBI's taxonomy places the organism in Eukaryota, Fungi, Basidiomycota, Malasseziomycetes, Malasseziales, Malasseziaceae. Gene Ontology annotation, molecular function: osmosensor activity. The transcript has a single exon.